GGACUGCUGAAUUGGGAAUUAUUGCAGACCAACAGUACAGCGCUGCUUGCUGCUUCAUUUAUUACCAGUUAUUUAAAUUGGACUUUUAAUAUCCUGCCAGCUGCUCUUCACACACACAUGGUGCAUUGUUGCCAUUCUCAGAAUUGCAUCUUUGAAAUCCAGACCCUCAGUAACCUUCAUCGAACAAAGAGGCGACCUCCUGCGUACUCUUGUAGAGGGAUUUUUUGAACCUGCUGCCCUCUAGCUUUCUUGCUGGUGCUGUAUUUCUAAGACACUAUGGAGCCCAGUAUGGAAUAUUGCUUAGCGCAGGUGCUGCAGAAAGAUGUCGGAAAGAGACUUCAGGUUGGCCAGGAAUUGAUAGAUUACUUCUCGGAUAAACAGAAAUCAACUGAUCUUGAACAUGAUCAGACUAUGCUGGAUAAAAUGGUUGAUGGACUGGCCACUUCCUGGGUAAACUCCAGCAACUAUAAGGUGGUUCUCCUGGGCAUGGACAUCAUCUCCGCGCUGGUGUCGCGCUUGCAGGAUCGCUUCAAGGCGCAGAUCGGCACAGUGCUGCCAAGCUUACUCGACCGCCUGGGAGACUCCAAGGAUUUGGUGCGGGAGCAGGAUCAGACCUUGCUGCUGAAAAUUAUGGAACAGGCUGCUAAUCCUCAGUACGUGUGGGAUAGGAUGCUAGGAGGAUUCAAACACAAGAAUUUCCGGACAAGAGAAGGGAUUUGCCUCUGCCUUAUUGCAACGCUCAAUGCAUCUGGAGCUCAGAGUUUAACACUGAGCAAGAUAGUGCCACAUAUAUGUAAUUUACUUGGCGAUCCAAACAGCCAGGUUCGAGAUGCAGCAAUCAACAGCCUCGUGGAGAUCUACAGGCACGUGGGCGAGCGCGUGAGGGCUGAUCUCAGCAAAAAAGGACUACCCCAGUCUCGGCUGAAUGUAAUUUUUACAAAAUUUGACGAGGUCCAAAAAUCUGGAAACAUGAUCCAGAGCUCGAGUGAUAAAAAUUUCGAUGAUGAAGACUCCGUGGAUGGGAACAGACCUUCCUCAGCCAGCUCCUCUACAUCCUCAAAGGCCCCUUCAAAUUCCCGCAGAGUUGGCAUGGGGACUGCCCGCAGACUUGGGUCUGCAGCUCUGGGCUCUAAGCCUUCAACAGCCAAAGAGGGAGCAGGUGCUGUGGAUGAGGAAGACUUCAUUAAAGCAUUUGAAGAUGUCCCAACAGUUCAGAUCUAUUCCAGCCGAGAUCUUGAAGAAUCCAUAAACAAAAUAAGAGAGAUAUUGUCAGAUGAUAAGCAUGAUUGGGAACAGAGAGUGUCUGCUCUGAAGAAGAUCCGCUCCUUACUGUUGGCUGGCGCUGCAGAGUAUGACAACUUCUUCCAGCACUUACGACUUUUGGAUGGAGCAUUUAAAUUAUCCGCUAAAGACCUGCGAUCUCAAGUAGUGCGAGAAGCUUGUAUCACGUUGGGACAUUUGUCAUCAGUUUUGGGAAACAAGUUUGACCAUGGGGCAGAAGCCAUCAUGCCAACAAUUUUUAAUCUAAUUCCCAACAGUGCCAAAGUCAUGGCCACUUCUGGUGUUGUAGCAGUUAGAUUAAUUAUUCGACAUACGCAUAUCCCUCGAUUAAUACCCAUCAUAACAAGUAAUUGUACCUCCAAGUCUGUCGCUGUUAGAAGGCGCUGUUUUGAAUUUUUAGACUUGCUGUUACAGGAAUGGCAAACUCACUCCCUAGAAAGACACAUAUCAGUGUUAGCAGAAACAAUAAAGAAGGGAAUCCACGAUGCAGACUCAGAAGCCAGGAUAGAGGCAAGAAAGUGUUACUGGGGUUUUCAUGGUCACUUCAGCCGAGAGGCAGAGCAUUUGUAUCACACCCUGGAAUCAUCCUACCAAAAGGCCCUGCAGUCUCAUUUGAAGAACUCUGACAGCAUCGUGUCCUUGCCACAGUCAGAUCGCUCCUCUUCGAGCUCUCAGGAGAGUCUCAACCGUCCCUUGUCUGCCAAAAGAAGUCCUACUGGAAGCACUGCAUCUAGAGCAUCUACAGUAAGUACAAAAUCGGUGUCAACACCAGGAUCUCUGCAGCGAUCCCGCAGCGACGUUGAUGUGAAUGCAGCAGCUAGUGCCAAGUCAAAAGUGACAUCCGGAACAUCUACCCCCUUCAGUUCUGCUGCAGCCUUGCCCCCAGGCUCGUAUGCAUCACUAGAUGGUACUACCACUAAACCCGAGGGUCGGAUUCGUACAAGGAGACAGAGCUCUGGCAGUGCCACAAGCGUCACCUCAACGCCUGCUGACUCCCGAGGACGUAGCCGGGCUAAAGUAGUUUCACAGUCCCAGCGAUCCAGAUCAGCUAAUCCUGCUGGUGCUGGCAGUCGGUCUAGUUCUCCGGGUAAACUCUUAGGAAGCGCCUAUGGUGGCCUGAGCAGUGGAUCAUCCAGAGUCCAGGCAGUGUCAUCAUCAUCAGAAAAACGCAGCAAGAUCCCUCGGAGCCAGGGAUGCAGUCGGGAGACGAGUCCCAACAGGAUAGGACUAGCACGGAGCAGUCGCAUCCCCCGACCCAGCAUGAGUCAGGGGUGCAGCCGCGAUACCAGCCGUGAGAGCAGUCGAGAUACAAGCCCUGCUCGGGGCUUCCCUCCGCUCGCUUCUCGACGUCAUUCCAGGUCCACUAGUGCUCUCUCCACUGCUGAUUCUGUUGGGCAGUCAGACCGGUUUGGGCUUGGCCAGCCAGGCAGGAUGCCUGCUUCCGUGAACGCCAUGCGAGUCCUGAGCACAAGCACAGAUCUGGAGGCAGCCGUGGCCGAUGCACUGCUGUUAGGAGACUCCAGGAGCAAGAAAAAGCCUGUGAGAAGAAGAUAUGAACCCUAUGGGAUGUACUCGGAUGACGAUGCUAACAGCGAUGCAUCAAGCGCUUGUUCCGAGCGCUCCUAUGGCUCCAGGAACGGGGGCAUUCCACACUACCUGCGGCAGACUGAAGAUGUAGCCGAGGUCUUGAACCACUGUGCCAGCUCCAACUGGUCUGAAAGGAAAGAAGGGCUCAUAGGUCUUCAGAACUUACUGAAGAGCCAGCGGACACUGAGCCGAGUUGAGUUAAAAAGGCUGUGCGAAAUAUUUACUCGGAUGUUUGCCGACCCUCACAGCAAGAGAGUCUUCAGCAUGUUUUUGGAAACGCUGGUUGAUUUCAUCAUCAUUCAUAAAGAUGACUUGCAGGACUGGCUUUUUGUUCUCCUGACCCAAUUGCUAAAGAAAAUGGGAGCAGAUUUGCUGGGAUCUGUUCAGGCAAAAGUUCAGAAAGCUCUGGAUGUCACAAGGGAUUCUUUUCCAUUUGAUCAACAAUUUAACAUUUUGAUGAGAUUUAUUGUAGAUCAGACCCAAACACCAAACCUCAAGGUGAAAGUUGCUAUCCUGAAGUAUAUUGAGUCCCUGGCAAGACAGAUGGAUCCAACAGACUUUGUGAACUCCAGUGAGACAAGACUUGCAGUAUCUAGAAUUAUAACCUGGACAACAGAACCAAAGAGCUCAGAUGUGAGAAAGGCAGCACAAAUAGUCCUGAUUUCUCUCUUUGAACUGAACACUCCCGAGUUUACCAUGUUACUUGGUGCCUUGCCAAAAACAUUCCAGGAUGGUGCUACCAAGCUCCUGCACAACCACCUCAAGAACUCCAGUAACACCAGUGUGGGUUCCCCCAGCAAUACCCUUGGUCGGACUCCAUCCCGGCACUCCAGCAGCAGAACCAGUCCCUUAACUUCACCUACCAACUGUUCCCAUGGAGGACUGUCUCCAAGUCGGUUCUGGGGUUGGAGUGCAGACGGGCUGUCGAAGCACCCCCCUCCCCUUUCUCAGCCUAACUCCAUCCCCACUGCUCCUUCCCACAAGACUUUCAGACGCUCUUACUCUCCCAGUAUGCUGGAUUAUGACACGGAGAACCUAAAUUCUGAUGAAAUCUACAGCUCUCUUCGUGGAGUCACAGAAGCAAUUGAAAAAUUUAGUUUCCGUAGUCAAGAGGACCUGAAUGAACCAAUCAAACGGGAUGGAAAGAAAGACUGUGAUAUUGUGUCUCGAGAUGGAGGCCUCGCGGUGCCGUCCGGCGAUGUCCGUGGCAGCAGUGACGUUGUGGAAGGGGGAAGGAUGGCCCUGGAUAACAAAACCUCCCUUCUUAAUACUCAGCCUCCCCGUGCGUUUUCAGGGCCCCGUGCUCGAGAGUACAACCCUUACCCUUAUUCCGACACGAUUAAUACUUACGACAAGACUGCCCUGAAGGAAGCAGUGUUUGAUGAUGACAUGGAUCAGCUUCGGGAUGAAGUACCCAUUGACCAUUCUGAUUUGGUGGCGGAUCUUCUGAAAGAGCUCUCUAACCACAACGAGCGGGUGGAGGAGCGGAAAGGAGCCCUCCUGGAGCUGCUGAAGAUCACGCGUGAGGAUAAUCUUGGAGUCUGGGAGGAACAUUUCAAAACCAUUCUGCUUUUGUUGCUGGAAACGCUUGGAGACAAAGAUCAUUCAAUAAGAGCCCUGGCACUAAGAGUCCUGAGGGAGAUCUUGCGGAAUCAGCCAGCCAGGUUCAAGAACUAUGCUGAGUUGACCAUCAUGAAAACCCUGGAAGCGCAUAAGGAUUCCCACAAGGAGGUGGUAAGAGCUGCCGAGGAAGCUGCUUCUACUCUGGCCAGUUCCAUCCACCCGGAGCAGUGCAUCAAAGUGCUUUGCCCCAUCAUUCAAACUGCAGAUUACCCAAUUAAUUUAGCUGCCAUCAAAAUGCAGACAAAAGUCAUCGAGAGGAUUUCUAAGGAAUCGUUGCAUCAGCUCCUUCCUGAUAUUAUUCCUGGAUUGUUGCAGGGUUAUGAUAAUACGGAGAGCAGUGUCCGUAAAGCUAGUGUGUUUUGCCUAGUGGCAAUUUAUUCAGUAAUUGGAGAAGAACUGAAACCUCAUCUCGCACAGCUCACGGGAAGCAAGAUGAAGCUACUAAACUUGUACAUAAAGAGGGCCCAGACUACCAAUAGCAACAGCAGUUCCUCUUCAGAUGUUUCAACGCACAGUUAAUGAAGAUAUCUGGACAUGUGUAGACUUAGAAGCAAUCAACGGUGCCUCUCAGAGACCUUUCUGCUACUCUAACUUCACUGGCGCACUCCAUCAGCUUAAGGAGGCCAUGCAGAUAUUUAUUGCAAUCAGUAUUUUAGUCCCUUAAAGCUUUUAUGUAGAAUCUUAUCGGUAUUGAAUGUAAAGGAAGCAAGGUCUGUGUUGCAGUCUUCAUUAAAAAAAGAAAAAAGUGAACAGAAAGCCAUACUUAAACAUAUUUGUAUAGCCUGCUGAAAUCUCUGAAAUAUGUUUAGGUUAGUUUUCCAAAACUGAGUCC
This is a messenger RNA of Tinamus guttatus (white-throated tinamou), 5323 nucleotides long. The record is from RefSeq and is a predicted model, not a curated record. NCBI's taxonomy places the organism in Eukaryota, Metazoa, Chordata, Aves, Tinamiformes, Tinamidae.